UCCCAUUAUCGACAAAGCUCCACUUGUUAAGCUCAUCCCGAACACGAUGUUAAAAUUUGUGUGCGUUUUAGUGGCACUGGUGACAUUCUGUGCUACUUUAAACCUGCCCCCCUCAUUCAAAAAAUGCAAGCUACGAAGUGGCGCCUUCGACCAGUGUUUGUCUACAGCUAUUCAGGACGCAAUUCAGCAGCUGAAAAAACCGCUUCCUGACUAUGGUUUACCCAGUAUAGAACCAUUUGAAGCACCAAAGGAGGUUUUUCUUGAAUACGGAAACGAAACGACUGGUAUUCGUCAAAAAUACUUCAACAUAAAAAUCGGCGGUUUCACAAAAAUUGAAAAAACCAGUGCAAGAUUUAAUCUCGAACGUAAAAUUUUAUUUCUAAACAUUACUUUCUCGGAGCUUCUAUUCUCGUCCGGCUACGAAGCUCGUGGAAGAUUUAUUUUAUACCCAAUUGAUGUAUCAACGACAGUUGCGAUGAAAAUUAUUAAACCAACGUUCAAAGUUGUCUUCAAUUUGGAAAAAUAUGAAAAAGAAAACACGAAAUAUUUUAGGGCCCUUGAUAGUUUCCUCGACAUAGUUUUGGACGGAAUGACGUACGAUUUUAAAAAUAUUUUUCAAGAGGAAGUUCUAAAUAAGGAAUUUAAUCGUGGAAUGAAUGGAAAGUGGCAAAACAUUGUAGGUUUCCUCCAAGCGACCUUCCCAAAAUUCUGGAUCACUUUGUUCGAACAAACGUUUAAUAAUUUGUUGGAAAGAGUCCCCGCUUCUGAUUUAUUCGUCGGACUGUAAUAGUAAUAAUAAUAAUAAUUGUGAACAAGUGAUUAUGGUUUAAUAAAAGAUUUCCCUUUA
Messenger RNA from Zophobas morio, 847 nucleotides. RefSeq lists its product as uncharacterized. The record is from RefSeq and is a predicted model, not a curated record. NCBI's taxonomy places the organism in Eukaryota, Metazoa, Arthropoda, Insecta, Coleoptera, Tenebrionidae. Bases 47 to 787 code for a protein of 246 amino acids. The transcript is spliced from 4 exons.